This is a messenger RNA of Pleurotus ostreatus (oyster mushroom), 723 nucleotides long. RefSeq lists its product as uncharacterized. The transcript is spliced from 3 exons. Lineage: Eukaryota; Fungi; Basidiomycota; Agaricomycetes; Agaricales; Pleurotaceae. The coding region runs from base 1 to 723 and encodes 240 amino acids. The record is from RefSeq and is a predicted model, not a curated record.
AUGACUUCGAAAACCCUCAUUAUCGAUGGUGCGGAAACUAGUCAAAUUCGAUACUCUGCUGGUUGGAGUUUCCUUCCUGGAAACGACAACGAGUACCUACACACCGUUAGCCAUACCACGACCAAAGGCGCGCAAUUCACGUUCGAUUUUAAUGGAACGUCUAUCAAAGUCUAUGGCUCCUUAUCGGUGCGCAACAACGAUAUUGCCACACUUCCCAACACUUCCUACGUCCUCGAUGGUGGUUCUCCUGUCCUCUUCCGUGGCAACCCUUCUGCGAACGACGACCACCGAUAUCAACAAGUGUUCUACUCCUCGCCGCCCCUUCCAUAUGGAAACCAUUCGCUCAUCGGCACUAGCGUAGACGAAGGGGGUAAAGUGUGGAUCGAUUACUUAGUGGUUGAAGUGCCCAACAAUCUGCAUCUAAAGACCGUCAUAUCCGAGUCGUUGCACGCUAAAUCGACACCUUCUGCCGCCGCCAUUCUAUGCGGUGUCCUCGGAGGGCUCCUUCUCAUAAUGACUGCUCUGUCCUUGUACCUGUGGUACCAGUAUCGAAGGGCGCUUGAAUCCAAAUCACUACUCGAUUCACUUGAUGAACCUCCCCCAACCUCGUCAGCAUCUUCAACCUUCAUACGCAAUCACGAUGCUUUUGUUUGUGUCGAAAGCCACAAGUCAGCUGUACCUCAGCAGCAGUACGUUUCGUCGCCACUAGGAUCAUUCGCAUAG